AUGAAUUCCAGAAUGAAACUUCUCAUUUCAUUCUUCUUCUUCGCCGUCACAGCAGCUCAACUUCAUUAUUACUGGAGUAAAUACCUUCAUCCGGAUUUUCUGAUGGAUGUAAGCCGAGAGUCUCGACUCGACUACCUUAAAGUAUUUUUAAACAAAACGUUGACAAUAGCUGAACAGAAGGAGAAACUCCGAGCAUGGGCAAAGAAGAAUAACGUUACGAGGCAAGUCGAAAAUCUCUUCUUUCAAGUUGGCAGUAAAAUGAUAGAGGCGAACGAGAAUUUGGCCAAAAUGAUUGAUGCUGUGUCGAAAGCUUUCAAAAUUCUCACUAAAAACAUGAAGAAUGAGAACCAGUCGAUGCCUCAGAUGAAGAAGAACAUAGAAAAGCUGAAAAAGGAGCAGCCUACGGUUUACAAUGUGCUGAGUUUUGCUAUGAAACAAGUAAUGCUUGAAAUGUCCAAGGACUUCCUUGCUCAGUCCGAGCCUAGGGCUCCGGCGAAGAGGCGGUUACAACGCAAGGUUUACCAUGCUCAUGUCAUUUAUUGUAGCACAUUUUGUCAUUGUAAACCGUCUCACAAUGCAAGUAAAAAUUUUGAAACCCAUCCGUUCGAUGUUGAACUGUGA
Molecule: messenger RNA, 621 nt
Organism: Haemonchus placei
Lineage: Eukaryota; Metazoa; Nematoda; Chromadorea; Rhabditida; Trichostrongylidae
Source: the annotation of a GenBank genome assembly